AUGUCGCCUCCGCCGUGCAUCCAGCGAGACGGAGAGUUCUGGUUCCCAGACGGGAACGUGGUCCUCGUGGCGUCCGGAUUUGGUUUCCGCGUCUACCAGGGCCUACUCGCGCGCGACUCUCCGUUCUUCGCGGACUUGUUCUCCCUCCCCCAGCCAAACCACGCCGAGGUCCUCGACGGCUGCCCGAUCGUCCACCUCACCGAUUUCCAUGAGGACCUGCGCAUACUCCUGCGCGUGCAGCUGGGCAGCGGCCGCCCUGACAGCCGACUGCUGGACGGCACGCGCAUCGACUUCGCGACGACAGAUGCGCUCGUUCGCCUCGGGCGCAAGUACCAAAUAGACAACCUGUACAAUGACGCGCUCGGCGUGCUCAAGACGUUCCUUGACAACCAAUAUGCGAGCUGGUACGAGAAGCCGCGCUACCUCGAAUGGAGCCGCUACGGCCUCGACCCCAUCGCCGCCGUGAACCUCGCCCGGCUCACCGACACAUCGUCCGUUCUCCCCAUCGCGAUGUACCUCUGCUGCCAGCUCCGGACAGAGGACCUGCUGCGCGGGACGACGCACCCUGACGGGAGCACACAGCAGCUCUCCCUCGACGACCUCCGACGGUGCGUCGACGCACGCGUGUUCCUCACCCGCGCGAAGGACGGCGCACUGGAGCGAAUAUUCGACCUCUCCCUGUCGAAGGACUGCGCGGACCUCAGCGCAUGCAAGGAACGGCUCGAGUACCGCAUGGCGAUAUACAAGAAGCGCGUCACGGACGGGACGGCAGGGUGGAACGUCGCGGGGCCGUGGCUGCCGUAUGUGUGGCUGAAGGGCUGCUCGUCGGAGAAGGGCUAUGGCGAGCCACCGCUGUGUGCGCAUUGUAUGGCGUUGUUGGAGUCCCAGCACCGCGCGGAGUGCGCGAAGAUUUGGGAGGACCUGCCUAAGCAUUUUGACCUGGAGGUGCCGGAGUAG
Molecule: messenger RNA, 957 nt
Organism: Fomitopsis serialis
Lineage: Eukaryota; Fungi; Basidiomycota; Agaricomycetes; Polyporales; Fomitopsidaceae
Exons: 2
Coding region: 1-957 (318 amino acids)
Source: RefSeq, a predicted model, not a curated record